CAGCCGAACUCCUCUUUCUCUCUCUCUCUCGCUUUAUUUUUUUUGUCCAUUUUUUUCUUUGUCUCUCCCUUUUUAUUAAGGGAGGGACUAUCCCGGUCCACCUUAACUCCAAGCCCCGCCUUCUGGCCAGGAGCAUGCGUAGCAAUGAUUGGUGGAGGAAUAAUGGCUGAAAUUGAUUGCAGACACCAGUAUGCAAACUUGUUGCUGGCUUUCCGGGGGAUGAGAUCAGGCUGUGUUCCUCUAGCCAGCAGUAGUGAUCGAGACAGAGAGAGAGAGAGGCGCACAGACAGACAGAGAGAGAGAGAGAAAGAGAAAACAGACAGUACUCACUUACAUGUGUUGGAUCAACAUUUUUACAAGGGGACGCGAAUUGCAACUAGAAUAUUCCAGUCAGGAUUUGUUUGCUCCGGGGAUUUCAAGUCAUUGGAUGUCUGCAAGUUUGGAGCCAGUGUGAGCGGGCAGUGAGUGCACUGUCCUAGCGCGUUCUGCCCGAUCUCAUCCCACCGCCUUCUCUGGACUAAUCGCUGGACAACAAAAAAAAACUCAAGCCCCCUUUUUUUCCCCGAGUAGAACAGCGCUGGGAGAUUUCAUCCCUCUUGCCAAAAUCAAGGACAGAGAGAGGAAAUUCAGAAUAAAUAAUAAAAUCCAAGAAUUAUUUUUUUAAAAAAGGAAAAAAAAUGCUGAUAUGAAGGCUGAAGUGACAUUACUGAGAGAGUGCAAUCACAAUGUGAUCCCGGGCAGGGUGAGUUUCUCUGCAAACCUUUCUCAUUGUGUUUGAGGCAUUUUUAAAAUAAUCUUUUGGACAUUGGAUACUGAAGCGACCGGUAUCUUUAUUUCCCCCCAAUUUACUUUUUAUGGUUCUAUCUUGAUUUGGGCUAUUUUUAAAUCCAUUAAUUAUUGUAUUUUUGUUACUGUGUUUGAGACUGCGAAGAUAGCUCCGGGGGCUCGGCUGUCAUGCCGUAUUGAUCGGGGCUUUGGGAAGUAUGUUCGGGCUGAAUCAAUUCAGCAGAAACGGUGGCCAAGGAGCGGAGAGAAACUUCGGCCAAGCUGCCUUGGGUAUGUCGGGGCACUACAAGGGCCCGGGUUUCCCCGGCGGGGGUGGCAGUGCCAUGGGGGAGCAAGGGAUCAGUGCCCUGACCGAGCCCCCAAUGUUGGGGAUGGGCAUGAACCCGGCUCUGGGCGGUGAGCAGUACGCCUUCCACACUCGGGGCCACUCGGAACUGCACGGGGCCGGGGCCAUGCCCCAGCCGCCGCCUCCUCCCCAGCCGCAACCUCCUCCUCCUCCUCCCCCCCAGCCCCAAGCUCAACCCCAACCCUCGGCAGCGCACGGUUACUUCCCCAACGGGCACCACCACCACCACCAGCACGCCCACCAUCACUUCAGCGGCAGCUUCUGCGGAUCUGAACCCGGUCCUUCCUGCCUCCACGGGGGGCGUCUCCUGGGGGCCCCCGGCUACAACGGUAACCCCCUGAGUGGACAGCAGCCCGCUUUUGGAGAAACUUAUGAUCCCAUGGCCGAGAAUCAGGGUGGAGGAGGGGGCGAAGCCUUUGGACAACAGCAGCAACAGCAGCCCGCCCCCGGGAGAUCAGCCAACCUGACGGACUACCAUCAGCACCAUACCCCGUCGUCUAACCACACGCCUUGUCUCCCUCUGGACCAGUCUCCCAACCGCGCUGCUUCCUUCCACGGGCUUCCAUCCUCUUCCUCAUCCGAGACACACGGACUGGAGCAGAGGCGCUUGCAGACCCAGCCGCCCGUGGACUCGAUGGACUACAACUAUCAGAGCGACCCUCCCUUCGACAUGCCUGUCUUCUCCCCCUCGGAGUCCAACGCCCAGCUCCCUCACUACGGCGCCGGCAGGCAGGUGCCCAGCAGUAACUUUCCUGGCAGCCCCGCCAUGCCCAGGACGCCGGGCAUGGUAAACAUGGGGAAAGUCCACCCUGCGCAGCAGCAUGGUGUGUUUUACGAAAGGUUUGGGAGUGCUCGGAAGAUGUCUGUGGGCAUGGAGCCCGGGGUCGCUGCCAGGAAUCCUCUGAUGCAGCAACAGGCAGGUUUGCUUGCUCGACAGAACUCUUGCCCCCCAGCGAUACCUAGGCAACAGCAAGCGGAGGCCGGCGCUCCUAACUCCAACGUGCAGGACAAUGGGCCGAUGAUACAGAAUCAGCAUGCUCCGUUUGAAUACCCAAUUCAAAGACUAGAGAACAGAAAUAUGCACCCUUACAGCGAGCCAAUGUUCAACAUUCAGCAUCAGGCUAAUCAGAGGUUACAGCAUUUUGACGCCCCUUAUCUCAACGUAGCAAAGCGGCCCAGGUUUGACUUUGCAAAUAACCACAGCGUGGACAAUUGUGCUACUUGGAGUGGUAACAGUUUGCAUAAUGCGAGUUUGGAGAACCAUUUGUCACCCUCUGCCUACCCCGGACUGCCCAGUGAGUUUUCGCCCCCCGGCCCAGAAGGUUUCCCCCACGGUCCUCCCCUUCAACACCCGGGGACCGACCAGCAGUCCCUGCAGCAGCGCCAGAACAUGCUGAUGAUGUUUAAGCAAAUGGUAUCACGGAACCAGCGGCACCGAAUGAGGCAAUCCGAUCUCCAACAUCUGGGCCACCAUGGGGAUGUCAAUCAAAGCAGCAUGGCGCACGGCAACCAAGUGGGAACGAUGUCCCAGCCAAACUUUGAGCGGGAAAGCAGCGGCAGGAUGUCGAAUUUUGAUCCUCAGAACCCGCCGAUGGCUCAGGAAAACUCGUGGUUUGCAGGCCCGCACCCCCCUGGGGAUCUGUUGCAGAGAAGGAUCGGUGGGUCCGCCGUGGCCACUGAGGGCAGCCCCCACGAAUCUGUCCAGAUGAACUUGCAGCAGAAUGGGUCAAGUAUGCUGUUCAGGACAGGUGGGAACGGACUGGGUAUGCAGGAGCCAAUGAGAAUGCCAGGCGAGGGGCAUGUACAGGCUUUGCACUCUCCUGGGAUGCACUCUCAGUUCGGCAGCAAUAUGGGAAAUGUCUCUCAAAUGCAGUCUCCCAGUGCGAGCAUCGGCCUGCCCAACCCCUCGAGUGACAGAAGAGCCGGCCCGGAUUUCCCUGGGCCCCAAAUUGGCGGACAACCGGGCUUUCCCUUUGGGGGACCCAGCCGGUCAGCCAACCCGCACAAUAACCCGGCGGGAGUACCUCCAUCACCCGGCAGUUACCCGCCCCAGAACGAAUUUCAGCCCAAUCAGCGCCCGUCCAUGAGCAAGAUCGGCUCCCUGUCCUUGGGCUCCUUCAGUAAGCCCGGCGCCAAGGACAACACCAUUUAUGGCCAGAGCUGCCUGGCCGCCCUCUCCACUGCCUGCCAGAACAUGAUCGCCAGUUUGGGAGCCCCAAACCUCAACGUCACUUUCAACAAGAAGAACCAGAAUGAAGGGAAACGCAAACUGAGUCAAACCGAGCAGGACGGCGGCGCUGGGGGCCCGAGCAGCGGCGGUGGGGCUGGUGUUGGGAGCGUCGGUGGCGCCUCCACUGGGAGCACUGGGAACGGGCAGGAAUAUUUCCAGAGCAACACUCCUCAAAGCAACCAGAUGGGGGGAUCUGGCAACGGGAGCGGCAAGCUAGCCGCAUCCGCCGCCCAAAACUGCACACAGGGUCAGAGCCAGCCCACACAACCCGAAUGCAACCUCUCCCCAAACUAUGGGCUGGAGGCCGUUCCAUCCGACGGCAAAGGACAGACGGGGAGGGGGAGAGGGAGGAGGAAAAGAGACAGUGGCCACGUUAGCCCAGGGAACUUCUUUGACAAGUAUUCAGCCGAGAAUGUGAAUCCGGUGGUCAGUCCCGGGCAACAGGGUCAGUCCACACACGCCGGAGAUCGAGGUGGGACCCCGCAGGAUAAGUCCCUCACCUCUCCAUCCUGGGCGAAAGGGAAUGACCUGCUACUCCCAGACCAACCCGACCUCAUGUCCUCCCUGGACAGUGGGAUUCAAAGCGUGACAAAGUCCGACGGCAGUUCACCGCAGGUCGACUUCUCCGACGAUGUCAGCAACAAUUAUGCGAACGAGGACGAAGUAUCAUCGAGUUCGGACAACAACAUAUCCAAAUCCACCCGGUUAAUGACCAGUUCCCCAAAAUUGCAGCGGGUUGACCACGGCCUGAAACAGAUGGGUCACGCCAUGCUCAACGCACACCCCAACAGCAACACUACCUCCAACGCAGGGGCUGUCACCGACAGUUUUGGGCUUAGCAGCAGCGGGAGUGGACACCCGGGCACUCCCGGAAUCGAGCAGGUUCGAACUCCAACCAGCACGUCAACGCAGGACGAGAUCCACCCGUUGGAGAUCCUGCAAGCACAGAUCCAGCUACAGCGGCAACAGUUCAGCAUAUCCGAAGAUCAGCCUCUCGCCAUGAAGAACAAAAAAGCUGAGUGUCCCGGUCAGAACGGGGACACAGAAUUGGCCGCUUGUGGCACGGACAAUAGCAAAGCUGCCAUCAGCACGAUAGACAUUGAGUCACUAAUGGCAGAGCAUAACUCUACCUGGUACAUGCCCAGCGACAAGGCCAUGAUGGAUCCACAGGAUGAAGACAAGCAAAUGGCACCUUGGGAAAAGGCCAAACCUGCAAGCACCAACAAAGAAGCCCACGAGCUUUCCCAGAACAAGGCUUCAUCAGUCCAGGCUGGUACCCACUUGCAGUGCCUGUCAGUCCACUGCACAGACGACCUUACUGACUCUAAGGGCCGGAGCCCCAUGCAAACUUGGAGAUCUUUGCAUUCGGACAUCUCUAAUCGAUUUGGGACAUUCGUGGCUGCUUUGACCUGAACAGAGAUGAAUUUUCUUUUGAUUUCUCUUGUUUUUUUUAAUUGUUUUCCUCCUCUUGGCUGCUGCAGUGCGACAGACAGACAGGACAUCAAAACAAAUAAAAGUAAUAGUCACGAAAGGAUCUGGGCCCCCUUGCUGGCACUUCGGUUCAUGGCCUGCAACGCUGGCUGGUGGCCUGGAAAGGGUUAAUUCUGAGCCCACGCCACCCAGGUUUUGGCCACAGUUGCUUGCUUGAUACCAGGCCUGUUGGAUUGCUCAAUAAACGCUGCAGAGACCAAUCCCAAGCUGAGUUGAACAGAAUGUUUGUGUUUGGAAUUGUACGACAUUCUUCUCACUGGAUUCCUUGCACUUAUAACCUGAUUUCUCCCCACCCCAGGCAUCUGCCUCCCAGGCAACAACAAGCAUUGACAGCAAUACCUCUCAGUCCUCUUCGUCAGGAGUCUAAAGUCCGUGAUAUGCAAGCCUCAAUAAACAUUGGCAUGAAUGGGGCUGUCACCUCAGCCAGAGCCAUGUGGGGAACAGGAGGGGUGCAGGUGAAGGGCUGGGAUUGUGGCUUGAGGUCCAGAGCUUUUGUUUGCUGAUGUGAUGGUGCAUAGAUAACUUCAGACAAUAAUGGCUCAAUGGUGAUGAGACACAGAAAUCUGGGGGAGUAGAAAUUCAGGUGUUUUACUGAACUGUUAGAAUUUGCUAAUGUCUGGACCGUAAAAUAAAAACCAAACAGUGGCAGCCCAGUGCUUGAGUCAAUAUAUUCCACCAAGUUAUAUUCAACUGUAGUGAUCCUGGGCCAAUCAGAGCUCAAUAUGUUUAAAUUUCUGCAGAAAAAAAGUGCAUUAAAGAAAAAAAAACACGAAAACAUCAGUUGCUUCCCAUGACCUGUGUAUGACUGUGUGGUUUUUGAAACUGUGUUUCUUACACUUGGAGGAGGUUUAAAGUUCAUUCUUUCAGACAGCAAAGCUCAGUGACCAGAACAUCAAAACAAAUUUCACAAGCUUCAGGAGGAAUGAACAAUUAGGGUGGUCUGUACACCAUCGUUGGCACCCAACACUCACGCCCACCCAAACCCAAGGCUCCAUCACAUUGUGUUAAGGGGCAGAGUCAGGCAUUUGGAGUUUGGACACAAAGCUGCCCUGAUCUCAGUGAAUGGGCGCAAGCUUCUGCCCGUUCCUACAUCCUAAGACAUAUAUAAAGAACCAGAGGACAUCAGUGUAGGGAGGAGGGAAAGGGCCAUAAUCCAUGCCAAAGUAGACAGUAUGGGACACACCCCUCCUACCUGUCCCGUCUUCAUGUUCUCUUUAACGUUUCUCAAAUUAGCAAUUGGUCUUUUAUUCCUGUGAGCAGCCCACCCCCAGCUCAGUGGGCUCUGUGCGUCAGUUGCUGAAGCCUAGUUGCACCUCCCUCUGGCUUUAUCCAGAGGAUUUGUCCAUGCACAGGAAGCUGACAUUAAAGAGAAUGUAAAUCCUGGGUGGGUGCUGCUGAGGAUGACUGUCCAUAUUCCAUAUCCCUCUCACCAAUUUGAAAAAAGAUUCAGGAAGAUAAAAAUAGUAUUAAACGUGAGGUCAGAGAGACUUAUGGUGCAUUUGCCUGUGAGGGAAAUGGGCUGUCACCUUCCCAGCUUUAUUCUUCACACAAUCGUGGCAUGCAGAUGCUCGUCAAGUCCACCUGAGGAAACAGUAGUUGGCAAGUUGCUAUAAUCUGACAAUUGUGCUUCCCGAUGAAUGUCAAGUAUUCACUGUGAAUCCAAAUGUUCACUACCCCCAACCCCAACAGCCCCAAGCCCCCACUUCAGAGUUCAUUUGAGUCCAGUAUUUGAUAUGUGAAGCCAGGUGGUUUGAUGGUGUUCCCACUUUGACAGUGUUCCCCUCCUGGUGCAAUCGCUUUGAAAAGAAGCUUGCCACAUCUGUGCUGUCUGGAGUCCAGCCAUUACAGUUGUCUAUUUUAAACUGCUGGUUUAAUCCUUUCUACAGUCAGAAAGCCACUAGUGCAUGUUAAAACAGAAACAGCAGAGAAUGCUCAAGGAGGAUUAUCUGAGGGAGGGUGUUGAAAUUCUAACAGUGGUUGAUUUAGUGGGUUGAUUGUGCUGAGCCACGCAGAGCCAGUAGGCUGGGUCCUAUUGCUGGCAUAUCCUGAGAUAGCUGUGAUCAGCUGGGAGCAAGAGCGGGGUUCUGACAAUUGUCCAUAAUCAGCUCGUGGUGAGAGAAGGGAGAGUUCCCCGGCUUGAUUCCCUACUGGGAAUCGUGUGUGCAUGCAUUGGCUGAAGGUGGGACCACACUUAGCUCUGAUGUUUCCCUUUAUCGCCUGUUGCAACGUUCAUGUGUAGGGAAUAGGUGCUGCAACAAUGAUUCUGCAGGGCUCCUGGAUGCAGAGGGGGAAGCUGGGGGAAGACCAAGCUAUCUGUUGGAAAUGCUUUCCACAGUUAAAUUGUCUGAGUGUGUGGGAACGCAGUGGACACGGUCCACUAUGCGCCAUGUUAUCUGGCUCUGGCAGGACAUUCUCCCAUGGUUGCCCAGACAAAGUUAUGUUUUACUCAGUGGUUAUGGAUGGCAGUCCUCUCCUUCACUGCACUGACUUCAUGAAAUAUGGGCUUCUGAUGCAAUCCGAGGGGAGAAGAUUUGCCUGAGUUUGCCAACAUUACAUAUGUGUGAGAGUAUUGACUGUUGGUUGUACUCUCCUCUGCACAGUCUGUUCUACUAACUGCAGUGAAACUGAAUGUGCUGAGAUGAGUUUUGCCGGUGACUGAUAGUCCCACUCUAACUUUGUACCUUGGACCAAAGCUUUACAAAACCAAGACAAAGCAACCACUCCUCUCCCCCAAGCCUGGAGGCUGCUUUGACCUUAUGGACAAGGUGUGGGUCACCGGUGGAUUAUUUCUCCAACUCUCGAUCACUCCACAAAAACAGAAAUCAGGCGAAGGGUGAAAAGAGAUUUCAUUUAAGAUUUAUUCCAAUUUCCGAUUCCUCCAAUCUGACUGAUUGUUUAUCAAGAAAAGACUUUAGAAAACAAUUUAAUCUGUUGGCACUCUGAACAUUUAACAAAUUGUUCUCAUGGAGUGGAUAACGAUAAUAACGCACAAUGGGAGAGUAAAAACAAUUCUGAUGCUCAGAGUAAGAUUUCAGUGGCUGGGUACCUCAAUUUGAGGUAGGUUUUCUAUCUAAAGAUUUUGAAUUUUUAAGUUUAUAAUUUCUGUUUCCACUCCAGCAAUUUGUAUUGUUCAAUUCCAGUUCAUCGUUUGACACCUGCUUAAAACAACAACAUCAUAAAUUAAAACUGGAAGGGCCAGAAAUACUCAGCAGGUCAAGAAGUAUCUGUGAAGAGAGAAACAGAGUUAAUGUUUUAGGUUAAUGACCUUUCAUCAUUGUUAUCUUUACACCUCUUCCAAACUCCUGACCUGCUGAGUGUGUUUAGCAUUUCUUGUUUAAUGUUUUUAUUUCAGGUUUCUUGCAUUUUACUUCUUAAACUUUCUAUGAAGGUUAAAGAAACUUUAUGGGAUAGAGGGCAGGUUGAGAUAAACUUUCGAAAUAAUUAAAAUAAAUGCUAGGAAUCCCAGCCUAUUCGGUGACUUACUUCCACCUUCUGUUUUGAAAUUGGUGAAGCCAUUCACACUUAAACCUAUUGUUUUCUGAAUUAUUUCCUACACUUUGUCUGAAGCUGAAACAAUGCAUUUAGGACAAGUUCCCAAUGGCCUUUUAGAGAGGGCAUUUAUCUGAAAUGUCAUGGAGCUCAGCUCUAUAAAUUGUUUUGGUCUCUCUGUUGUCAGGGAUGUCCUUUGAUUCUCAGACCCAUUUUAAGCAAUGUGCAAUGACACUUUAUAUUAGGGGUGACUUUACACCAAGAUAUUUCACCUACUUUAAACCACUGUCUUUAUGAAACACUGACCCGAUCAGUAGUAAAAUAAACCAUGCACAAAUACUUCCUUUAUGGUACUGGAUGGUGGUUCAGCUGUGGUAUCGCUGAAGCAAUCUUGCAGUCCCAGUGGUGCUGUGGAACAGCCAGCUAAUCAUUGUGCUUCCAGGUGGACUCUGUAAUAUCUGGUCAAAACUUAAUGAAAAUUUGGGGGAAUAUUUCCAUUUUCUACUAUAAGCAACAUGAUGAACUGAAUGACAAUGAUUCCCAUUGCCUUUUCCAGCAAGCCAAUACUUUCCUGCAGAAUGCCAUUCUAGUUUUGCUGGAAAUUGUGAAUAGAGGGAAGGGCCUGGGGUUUGUCCUCCAGGAUAGCAUAAUAAAGGCACUUGUAAUUCUCCCUUCCCGACAUUCAGUUCUACAGCCUUUGCAAUAUUGACUAUUCAUGCCAACACCCAAGAGACUUCAAAACCUGCCCCACUCUGUGCCAGACAGCUGAUACAAAUUCAGACCCUUAUUAUUUCAUAGCAUGUCUGUUGAACCCGUACUUCCAAAUAAUAUUCUUAACCCUAUGUAAAGUUAAGGCCAAAAUUGCAUACUUUUGGUCAGUUCUAUUAAAAUUAUUCAGCGCGAUAAAGUAACUAUUCAGCAAAACAUUGCAUCUAAUUAUUAAAUUGAAGGUUCUUCAGCUCAGACUAGCUCCCACCUCAACUAUCUGAACUUGUUGUUAAUAAAACGGGUUUGUCAAAUUUGGAUACUUCAUCUUUGAAAAUUUGUAAAUGGAAUGUAGCCCUGUUUUGCUCACAGCUUGUGGGGUCUGUUCAGUGUGAAGGAGUUUUAUUCCAUGGUGGAGUCUAUUCUCAUUGCCUAGCUUCCUUGCUUUGUCUUGGUGCAUGGAACUGCAGAGAACUAUUGCAGUACAAGUGGUGACUAAUACCAAGUGUUAUAUGUUACCUGUUGUACAACCCAUUUCAAACACAUGCUUCUUCACACAGUCAUUAAGGACAAUCAUCCCACACUUGACACCUUCCAGUGUGGUCCAAUUCCUUAAGUUAACAACGUAAUCAUUGCCGUAAUUUGUACCACAGUACCUCCCUGCCUGUAGCUUUGUUCGAUCUAUAAGUGGUGUUAAAUGGUGUCUAGCUCGGAUUCUACCCAGCGUUCAGCAUGCAGCAGUAUAGUUGCCUGACGUUUAGUAAUGACUGGAUAUUUCACUGCCUUUGUGAGUCUUAUGGUGGUAUGUUGAAGUGUUCUGGUCACAUGUACUUGUUCCAACAGUAAAGUAUUGAAUAAUCCAUCACAAUCUUUCAACCCUAUCUCUCUUCCACUGGCACAAAUUUAUUGAUAACUUGCUUUGGCAGAGUAAAACUCAGAAUGUUCUUUAGCACAUUUUUUCACCUCUGCUUUUCUUUAAUCACACAUCUAAAUCCUACAUCAUUUCACCCCUUCUUAUCUCAUCAAUCUCUGACAACCCUAUCCAUCAGCCUAUACUCUUACCCAGGACCAGUGAUUAACACCUCCUCCACUAAUUACCCAUCCACAGUGACUCUCUCAGUCGCUCUGUAAUUUAGCCUUGACACCUCAUUUCCCUCCUUCAAACCUCUUAAAUUCUUCUUGUUUGCGUUUCAAUAAAAUCUUGCUGGGGCUCCACAUCAACUGUCCCCCACAAUGUAAGAAAUGCACAUUGUUAUAGGUUCAUACUCUGGCUCUUUGGAGCAACAAAUGCUGAGGUCACUUUCAAAGCUUCACAAUUAGCAUUUUGGUUUCAGUACAUGCCACAGAUUUGAGACUGUCAGUGUCAAUGCUGAGACUGCCCGGGCCUUUAACAUUUGCCAUUCAUAAAACAUAGAACAUAGAACACUACAGCACAGUACAGGCCCUUCGGCCCACAAUGUGGUGCUGACAUUUUAUCCUGCUCUAAGAUCUAUCUAACCCUUCCCUCCCACAUAGCCCCCUAUUUUUCAGUCAAUCAUGUGUCUAUCUAAGAGUCUCUUAAAUGUCCCUAAUGUAUCUGCCCCCACCACCUCUGCCGGCAGUGCGUUCCACGCACCCACCCCUCUCUGUGUAAAAAAACUUACCACUGACAUCCCCCCUAUGUCUUCCUCCAAUCAUUUUAAAAUUAUGUCCCCUUGUGUUAGCCAUUGUCACCCUGGGAAAAAGUCUCUGACUGUCCACUUGAUCUAUGCCUCUUAUCAUCUUGUACACCUUCUGGGCUGAGAUUCAAACAGUGAGUAAAGAGGUGAAAGGAUAGACUGCGUAAUCCACCGCAGAGCCCGACGACCAUCAGGGAAAGAUUUUUAUCCUCUCUAUCUGGGCUGGAUUCCCAUUCAGAGAACAAUAUGGUACCAGCACUGAAACAAACAAACACUGCUCUCCAUCCAGCAUUGAAUUACUGUGUGAGAAUUGGGAUAUGAUUGAUCAAGUUAUGUUAUGAUUGUGGCUAACUUUAACUAUUCUCUGGGUUAAAAAUGUAGAUUGGGAGGCCAGGGAGCAGAACAGCCUGUGCAGUGAAUUAUUGCUGGGACUCUGCCGCAUCAAGGACAAAUUAUCUUUUGGAUAGCAACAAUAUCCAUUCAAAUAUUGGGGUGGGGUAGGACCCACUACUUCAGUUCUAGCUGCAGGUUCAAGGUAGCUGCAGAUGUAACAAUAUGAACUGAUAACUUCUUGCUCUGUGGUUUGACAAAUCCUGUUAUUGCCAUUUUGAAAUUUGGAGUUUUUGUUUGGCUCUGUCUCUCACACAAUGCUGCUUUAGUCCCUGUUGAUUGACUCCAGCAGUUCCCACGGUUUAUUUGAGUGUUUUGUCUCGUCCAGUGCAACAGGACUUAGUUUUGGAAACAGGAAGGAAAAAGAUAUGGACUAUGUACUGUAGGUGCAUUCGCCUGUCUGUACUCAUACCUAAUGUAUACAUAUGUUUUAAUGAGACACAAGACAA
This is a messenger RNA of Pristis pectinata (smalltooth sawfish), 11544 nucleotides long. It is a transcript of the gene mn1b, whose product is annotated as meningioma 1b. NCBI's taxonomy places the organism in Eukaryota, Metazoa, Chordata, Chondrichthyes, Rhinopristiformes, Pristidae. The record is from RefSeq and is a predicted model, not a curated record. The coding region runs from base 984 to 4775 and encodes 1263 amino acids. Gene Ontology annotation, biological process: regulation of DNA-templated transcription. The transcript has 2 exons.